Molecule: messenger RNA, 2174 nt
Organism: Toxotes jaculatrix (banded archerfish)
Lineage: Eukaryota; Metazoa; Chordata; Actinopteri; Toxotidae
Exons: 5
Coding region: 27-728 (233 amino acids)
Source: RefSeq, a predicted model, not a curated record
CUGACAGACGGAGACACAAUUCAACAAUGGAGGGACCUGCAGCAGCAGGCGGUGCUGAUGAUGAAUACAUGACAAUGGAUGCUGACCAAUGGUCAGCACAAGACGAUACUUAUGAAAACGGAGAUACACUGGGUCUAGAUUCAAGAGAAACAAGGGGACAUGAAUCAGGUCCUGAUUCACGGGGACAGAGGAAAGAAGAGCUGGAAAAAGGGAAAGUGGCAAAAAAGAGACCACAGCAACAAACCCAAAACCCAAACACUGCAAAACCCCCCGCCCGCCAUCUACCUGAAAGAUAUAUCACCAUGAGAUGCCCUCCAUUGAAAGCAAACAGAAGGCCACUACCUCAACUGGUUUUCUUCAAGGUCAUUUCAGCGUGUCUGGUCGUGCUGUGUAUUCUCUUACUCGGAGCGCUGUUUGGUCUGAGCAUCUACUAUGACAGAUUAUCUGGGACUCAAAGGAAUAAGACUGAACAGGUUCUCCAACUACUUGAGGAAAACAGACACCUUAAAGAGAAAAUAGACAUUUUGAAAUACCUCUCCAUACCAAUAUACCACGUUUCCAGGACUAAAGACCCAAAUUGUUCCUCUGGGAAUGACCUGUACAUACUGAAUUAUCAAGUGCUGGAGCAGCAAGUGAAAGGGAAUUGGUUCCAUCUGGGAAACAAGUUGUUGGCAAAUGGGACCUGCACCACGCCAUUCUCCUGGAACUGCACAAGUAACCAUAAAUAACCAUAAAUAACCAGGGAUGAAAGCCAAUCUGAAAAUAUAUCUACACUGUAAAUGGGCAACCACUUGUUCAGAUCAUAUAUUCAUGUUAAAAUGUGUUUAUUACUUCUACGAGCAUAUUUUUGGGGUUAUUUUCUGCUAUUUAUUGUGGUGGUGUGAUAUAUUAUACCCCAUGCCUGCCAUUUAUUCUUGCUUUUUAACACUUCAUCUACUAUUCAUAUAUACAUGUCCAACUCCACACAGGGCAAGUUAAAGAAGUCUGAGAGAAAAAUUGUUCACACUGUGUUGGCUGUGGUUUUUCUUGCUGUGCCAGAGUUGUGAAAUGAAUUUGGACAAUUUAUAACUGGAUGUUAUAAAUUAGCAAUGGGUGAAAUUCGUAGCUGGCCACAUUUUAAUAUGUUUGUGUUGUUAAUAAAAUGUGGAUUUAUCACUUAGUUACUAUCAAUUCUAAUUCAAGGUAGAGUUUAAAAUAACGUCCCUUUACACUUGAAAUGAGAAUAGAACAUUUCCCAUGAUUGGAAAGUAGUAACUAGAAAGUAAUAACAAAAAUAAUAAUAAAAAAUGGUCACUAACUGUCAGUUACAUUUGUGUAGUGUUUCUCAUUGUCACCAAAGACACCUAAGAAAUACGACCUGUUCACUAACACAAUUGUGACAUGGCAGCCACCAAACAAAAUGUCUUAUAAUGUGUAAAACGGGUCUCAUGGAUCUUUCACUUCUUCUUUUGACACCUUCGUGACACAUUGUCACUUCCAUGUCCUUUAAACGUUGAUUUCGUGCUGAUGAUGCUCGUAUGGUCACUGACUAUGAAAGCAAUGUUGACACCAACAAAUUUUUUGAGACCGGUGAUGCCAAUGUUUAUCCAGCGGAAGCUGACAAACAUGUUUAAUUGUGUUGUUUCACCUUGUUUUUACUCUUGUUUUUACUCUCUUAGAAAUAUGUUGACACAUAUUGGAGACACAGGCUGUAUCUGUACAUAGCUGCACAUAAACACACAACACACACACAGACCCCUAACACUAUGUAUUUCCAUUGAGCCAAGCAGGCAACAGGAAGGGGAAACGGUGCUUCCUGUGGAAGAAUGGGUGGAGGGGGCGGAGGUCACUCUCAGUGUACUGUGCGUGUGUCUGUGUGUGUGUGAGUGUACAGUGAACAUAUGUGCGAGUUUAUACUACAGUUUUGUCCUCUCUACUACUGUUGUCUCAGGGGUUAUUGGUUCAUCUCAACCCGUACUGUUGACACAACUGGCUUUGGGCGGUCACUGAAGCUGCCCCUGGGCCCUCAUGUUGACACUGCUCACUGCGAAUGGUUUCUAACAACAUGGACACUGUGAGUGGGAGGAUGUAGGCCAUGGGCUCUGCUCUCCCUUGGCUACACUUUUGCCACACUAACAAUAGUUACAGUGAGAGUGAAAUAAAUAAUAUAUAUAUAUAUAAAUAAUAUAUAUUAA